CUAUUUAUUUAUUGACGUUGAACGUAGUCAAAGCAACUGUCAAUAGCUCGCCAUCUGAUUAGUGAUUACGUUAUAAAGUUAAAAAAAGUUGUUCUAAUAAGAAAUCAAGGUAUCAACUAUGACCACUUCGACGUACAUUAAACAGUUUAAGACUGAAGAAAAAAUUGCCAGUGAGCCUUGGCCUGAUGAUGCAGUUCUGUAUCAGCCCUACGAAGUGGAGCAAAUCCUUUUAGCCGAAAAUGCAAGUUGUCUUGCAGUUAAAGCUUAUUUAAGAAUGUGCAACAUGCCCUUUACAGUACGAUCUAGCGCCAACGCCGAAUUCAUGUCACCCGGAGGCCGAAUGACAAAGCUGCCGUUCAUAAAAGUUGGAGCAUUUAUCGUAGCCGAAUUCGAACCUAUUGUAAAUUUCGUUGAACAAAAAGAAGCUGCCAUUGGACAAUGGCUUAACGAAGAUGAAAAAUAUGAUUUGCGUUCUUACGUGUCUCUAGUGGAAAAUAUUUUCACCAACGCUGAAUUAUACAUUUCGUUUUUGGAUAACGAGGUUUACAGAACCGUUACACAGCCACGCAAUGGAUGUGUCUUCCCAUGGCCCCUGAACACAAUCCAGAACUUUAAAAAACGAAGGCAUGUUUUGAAACAACUCAAAGUAUACCAAUGGAGCGACAUGAAUUUGGAAGAAGUUCUAGAAAAAGUUGUUAAGUGUUGUGAAACUCUUACAAGCAAACUAGAAGAAAGUACUGGGCCUUUCUUUUUCGGAGAUGAGCCUACAGAAUUAGAUGCAAUUAUCUUUGGCCAUCUUUUCACAAUACUAACAACAACACUCCCAAAUAAUAAGUUAGCACAAAGUAUUCAAGGCUUUAAGAAACUUGUAGAUUUCUGUCAAAACAUUGAUGCUAAAUACUUCAAUUUAUCAUAAAAUAGAUUUUUAUUUUGCUUGAAAUAAGAGGAUAUUACAAAUCGUUAAAUUAUAUUCUAUUCUAUUUAUGUAUGUCUUAUAUGUAUAUGAGUUAAAAUUUCUGUGCAAGGAAGUUUGCUUACAAAAUAAAUCAUUUUUAUAAUAAAAGUUAAAACUUAAACAAAAUAUAGCUAAACAAUAGGGAAAAAACUUGGAAGUAAAUAGAGACAUUUGCACUCUAUAAAAAGUGUAUCAUAUGUAAUCAAACAUUUGAACCUUGACACUUUUAAUAAUAAAAAAUAAUAGUUAUUAAUUA
Molecule: messenger RNA, 1211 nt
Organism: Eupeodes corollae
Lineage: Eukaryota; Metazoa; Arthropoda; Insecta; Diptera; Syrphidae
Product: metaxin-2
Exons: 2
Coding region: 119-916 (265 amino acids)
Biological process (GO): mitochondrion organization
Cellular component (GO): SAM complex
Source: RefSeq, a predicted model, not a curated record